GAAUAAUCUAUAUUUAAGUGUUUUCGUUACGCUCUUGGUUUUCUCUUCCUCAAUCAUCGAACUUUGUUUUCUUCAUGCUUCAUGAACCUCAUGAACCUGACACCAAAUUAAUUCAAACAAACUACUUAUGCUAAACAACCUUGUAGGUGACAAGUACCAGGUCUUGUGUCAGUCUUGGCAAAAUAAACUAUUCUAUAGUUUGUUAAUGUUAGAGGCUGGACCAGUCUAUGGUGUAGCCGUGGAGAUUAUAUGUUGAUUCUAUAUUGGAUUUUUUUCUUCUUCUUCUUCUUCUUCAAAGAUAUGGUGGUUGUUGAAUUGAUGGAACCAUUGAGUAAAAUCUUAAACUUUGCUUGCCUUUCCAGAUUUUAUAGAGGAACCGAGGACAAGGGGAAUCAGGCAGCACGUAGUAGUUGGAAGUUAUUGAACUGAGCUCUAAAUGGAUUCAACGGUAGAGAUUGAUGAAGACAGUGAUAACAAAGGUAGUAUGUGGGUUUUGGAUCAGAAGCUUGACCAGCCAAUGGAUGAAGAAGCAGGAAGGCUAAGAAAUAUGUACAGAGAAAAAAAGUUUUCUACGCUGUUGCUUCUGCGGCUUGCAUAUCAGAGUCUUGGAGUAGUUUAUGGAGAUUUGGGCACUUCCCCCUUGUAUGUUUUCUAUAGUAUAUUUCCUGACGGAGUUAAAGAUAAGGAGGAUUUGAUCGGAGCUCUUUCUUUGAUUAUAUACUCUCUUACUCUGGUGCCACUGCUCAAAUAUGUUUUUAUUGUAUUAAGAGCAAAUGACAACGGUCAAGGAGGAACAUUGGCUCUUUAUUCCUUGCUCUGCCGACAUGCAAAGAUAAAAAUCAUUCCCAACCAGCAUCGUACUGAUGAAGAGCUAACAACAUAUAGCCGGUCUACCUUACCCGAAAGGUCAUUUGCUGCAAAAACCAAAAGAUGGUUAGAGGAACAAGCAUUUAUUAAAAAUACCAUUCUUAUUCUCGUUCUUGUUGGUACCUGCAUGGUGAUUGGAGAUGGGAUUCUUACCCCAGCUAUCUCUGUUUUAUCUGCUGUUGGCGGCAUCAAGGUGAAUCACCCUGAUUUGAGUAGUGGAGUAGUUGUGCUGGUUGCUGUUGUAAUAUUAGUUGGGUUAUUCAGCAUGCAACAUUAUGGUACAGAUAGAGUUGGUUGGCUCUUUGCUCCAAUUGUCCUGCUUUGGUUUCUCCUAAUUGGAGGUAUAGGUAUAUUCAACCUCUGGUACUAUGGCAGCAGUGUUCUAAGAGCUUUUUCACCUGUAUAUAUAUAUCGGUACCUAAGAAGAGGAGGUAAAGACCGUUGGACUUCCCUCGGUGGUAUAUUGCUCUGUAUAACGGGGACAGAGGCUCUUUUUGCUGACCUAGCCCAUUUUCCAGUCUCAUCUGUACAGAUUGCAUUUACUCUACUUGUGUUUCCUUGCCUUCUUUUAGCCUAUUCUGGACAGGCUGCUUACCUUAUGAAUAACUUGAGUCAUUCACGAGAUGCUUUUUAUCGUUCUAUUCCAGACAGAAUAUACUGGCCAGUAUUUGUUGUUGCAACAGCCGCAGCUAUAGUUGCAAGCCAGGCCACGAUAUCCGCAACCUUUUCAGUUAUUAAACAAGCCCUUGCUCAUGGCUGUUUCCCAAGAGUCAAAGUUGUACAUACAUCAAAGAGGUUCCUUGGCCAGAUUUACAUUCCAGAUAUCAAUUGGAUCCUCAUGAUUCUUUGCAUUGCUGUUACUGCUGGGUUUAAAAAUCAAAACCAGAUUGGAAAUGCCUAUGGUACUGCAGUUGUGAUAGUGAUGCUGGUUACAACAUUACUUAUGAUUUUAAUCAUGAUAUUAGUGUGGCGCUGCCAUUGGAUUCUAGUCAUCAUGUUCACUGGCUUAUCAUUGAUUGUGGAACUCACAUACUUCUUCGCUGUACUCUUCAAAGUUGAUCAAGGUGGGUGGGCUCCCCUUGCAAUUGCUGGAACAUUUCUUGUAAUUAUGUAUGUUUGGCAUUAUGGCACAUUGAAACGUUACGAGUUUGAAAUGCAUAGUAAGGUUUCAAUGGCAUGGAUUCUUGGGCUUGGACCAAGUUUAGGACUUGUUCGGGUGCCCGGAAUCGGGCUAGUCUACACGGAGCUUGCAAGUGGAGUACCCCACAUCUUUUCUCAUUUCAUCACCAAUCUACCAGCCAUCCAUUCUGUUGUUGUUUUUGUAUGUGUGAAGUAUCUUCCUGUCUACACUGUCCCAGAAGAAGAGAGGUUCCUUGUGAAGAGGAUUGGACCAAAGAAUUUCCACAUGUUUCGUUGUGUGGCACGGUAUGGAUAUAAAGACCUGCAUAAGAAAGAUGAUGAUUUUGAGAAAAAACUCUUUCAUAACCUUUUCAUGUUUGUUCGGCUUGAGUCUAUGAUGGAGGGUUGUUCAGAUUCAGAGGAAGAAAGUAUAUAUUAUCAACAAACUGAGCAGAGAAGAGAUGGCAUUUUGAACAACAAUGGAAACACAGCUUCAUUGAAUAUGGAUAUUACAAUUUCAUCAGUAGAUUCCAUAGUUCCAGCUGGAUCUCCAUCACAUGUGAUUGUUACUGUUCAGUCCUCUAGUCAAGCAAGUAGAAGCAGCCAGAAUGAGGUUGGUGAACUUGAAUUUUUAAACAACUGCAGGGAUGCUGGGGUUGUUCACAUACUUGGAAACACAGUUGUGAGGGCGAGUAGGGACUCAAGAUUCUACAAGAAAAUAGCUGUUGAUUAUAUAUAUGCAUUUCUUAGGAAGAUAUGCAGGGAAAAUAGCGUGAUCUUCAAUGUUCCUCAUGAGAGUCUCUUAAAUGUUGGUCAGAUUUUCUAUGUGUAGCCCCCUACCCUUUACUUUUCCUUCCCUUUGGCUCAAAGAUUAGUAUAAUAUCUAUCAUUUCCGAUUGUCAUUUUGUGUACAGUUGGUCUCUCUUAUAUGUUGGUGAGAUUUUCUAUGUAUAGGCCCCCCUCCCCUUUCCCUUUCCUUUCUUUUUGGCCCAAGAUCAGUAAGAUUUAUCAUUUGUGACUGCCAUUUUGUGCACAUAUGAUCAUAGUGUAGCAUAUGAAUAACACCUUAUGGUAUUAU
Messenger RNA from Gastrolobium bilobum, 3064 nucleotides. RefSeq names its product potassium transporter 10-like. Bases 437 to 2818 code for a protein of 793 amino acids. The record is from RefSeq and is a predicted model, not a curated record. Gene Ontology annotation, cellular component: membrane. NCBI's taxonomy places the organism in Eukaryota, Viridiplantae, Streptophyta, Magnoliopsida, Fabales, Fabaceae. Gene Ontology annotation, molecular function: potassium ion transmembrane transporter activity. The transcript is spliced from 10 exons. Gene Ontology annotation, biological process: potassium ion transmembrane transport.